Messenger RNA from Harpegnathos saltator (Jerdon's jumping ant), 1137 nucleotides. It is a transcript of the gene Arl6, whose product is annotated as ADP ribosylation factor-like 6. The transcript has 3 exons. NCBI's taxonomy places the organism in Eukaryota, Metazoa, Arthropoda, Insecta, Hymenoptera, Formicidae. The record is from RefSeq and is a predicted model, not a curated record. The coding region runs from base 158 to 556 and encodes 132 amino acids. Gene Ontology annotation, molecular function: GTPase activity; GTP binding.
UUGUUAUUUGAAGAAGAUUGCAUUUUUCUGGAUUAGAGAAAUUGUUAAUUAACAAUAAUAUUGUGAAACUUCUUAAAUAAACUACGCGUCACAAACGGUCGCACGUCAGCGGUUCUCACACAUUUCUACAUAUUAUAUUUUAACCUUGUACUGUUAGAUGGCGUUUAAAAAUGUCAAUUUCACUGCGUUCGAUAUGUCCGGUCACGAUCGUCAUAGAUCAUUAUGGGAGCAUUAUUACAAGGAUUGCCAUGGAAUUAUCUUUAUAAUUGACAGUAGCGACAAACUUCGACUGGUUGUCGUGAAGGAAGAAUUGGACAUGCUUUUGCAACAUCCAGACGUAGCAGGACGCAAAAUACCCAUCCUCUUCUUGGCGAACAAAAUGGACCUGCCCGAUUCUUUGACUACUGUGAAGUUAGUCGCGGGUUUGGGACUUGAACGCAUACAGAACAAGCCAUGGCACAUUCGUGCAACGAACGCGUUAACCGGCGAAGGUCUGCAACCGGCUAUCGAGUGGCUGACGGACCAGAUUCGUGAUAUAUUCAUCAACAAGAGGUAAACGGCGUCGAGACGUCGACGGUUGGGCGAACCUCAUCGCAUCGCAUCGGGUCAACAUCAUCGACGCGGUGUCUGCGGGAGUCAUGUGCAGGUCAAUUUUAUCGUGAGUUAGUGUUUCUUAAAUGGCGGCUCUCGAACUUCCGAGAAGUAACGGUUUUUCGCGAAGAUUCUUCAUCACGAGAUUCCUCUAUAUUUCACCUUGAGAAACUUUGAUAUCGCGUAAGAAACACAAUCAGUGUAAGAAGCAUAUGGUUAAGUGAUCGAAUCGUGUAUUAUUUAUGGUAAGAUUAUUUAUGGUAAGAUUUAUGGUAUUUGGGAAGCAUCGUCAUGAACUCAAUUCCAUAUUUUUAUCCGUCCAUAGAAAUAUUCGUGUAAUAUGCAGAUGCUGAGAUAUACAUGUAUGUAUAUAAAAGCUUAUCGCUUUAUCGUAACUAAAAGCAAUUAAUUGCUGUGCAAUUACAAUUUUUAACGUGCCAUUUGCUUGAAAUAUGCGGAAUAGUAUUCCAUAAUUAACACAUCACAAAUAUUAUUUAUUAUGAUCUUUGGAAUAAACAAUGCACAAGUAGUUGCAUUUUAAUGAUA